AUAAAAUAACAGGAAGAAGACUUCGGGCACUCGCAUAAUACUAAGCACGUGUAUAAUGGCGUCCCAUUCUGCAACAAAGAAAGCAAAAGUUGAUUGUGGUGUAGAUGACACCAUAUGCGGUUAUUUACACGGCGUUAGUCCCGUAAAACUUGCUCAGAAGAGUAGAAACAAAUACUUUCAUGCUACCAUUCAAGGUAGUCGGGAAAAGUUCCGCCGCGUGGUAGUGUUUGCACCAGACAAACACGAAGUGUUUAUUCGUGCUGAAAAGAACAAGAGCCCUGUUAAGUUAACGAACAUCAAAAAAUGUGUCAGUCGUGAUGGAGACGACUUUGAUGUUCAGUGUGGCAGAAGCACUGAUGUCAUUAUUACUGAUGUUGACUUCACUGUAAAAGAUCCACCUGAACGUUUAAAGAAAAGUGUUGCAGAGAUCAAUUUAAUGGCGCCAAAACAGCAGGUUGGCUGUUUUGAAGGUUUGGUUGUUCAUGUGAGUGAAACUACAGAAAUGAUAGAGUUUCAAGGCAGGCAAUGUGAAAUGCAAUCUUGCCAUGUGCAAGAUUACACUGGAAAUAUAAAGGUCCAGUUAUGGGAAGACCAAGUGGGAUGUUUGAUCAAUGGAAACACGUACAAAAUAUCCAAUUUAAGCACCAGAUCAUUUGGUGGAAAUUUGUAUUUGACAACCACAUUAGAUACUCAAUUCAACCAAAUUGCAGCUUUGCCUGGUGUCACUUGUAACAACACAGCAUUCAGUGUUGCUGAUACAGAGGUGUUAUCAGUGAUUGGAAGUAUUAGUGCUGUGGUCAUGAAUGUGGCACACAAGUGUGGAAAAUGCCAAAUGUGGCAAACUAAUUUUGAUGAUAAAGUCAAGUUUCAUCGUUGCCAAAGAUGUGGCAUGUUACAGAAGUCGUUGAAUUACCAGCCAACAGCCAAUGGCAAGAUGACCAUUGAUGGAGGGGGCACUGAGUACGAUGUAUCCAUUUCAAAUUCCUAUUUGAAAAGAUACUUGGAAAAAUGUGGCCUUUUGUCGUUGCUGCUGGAUCAUCAAGAUUUGGAAGAACAUUUCUUGGACAUUGGACAGUUAAAAUUUUUAAUUCAGGGCAAUGCAAUUACUUCAGUGGAAAAUGUUUGUUCUGCGUCAGUGGUUGGACAGCCUGAAGUAGGAGCUGGAGAUCUGGAAGAACUGGAAGAAGAUCUUGAAGCUUUUUUUGAACCAGCGGCCGGACGUUGCCCCGAACCAGCGGCCGGACGUUGCCCCGAACCAGCGGCCGGACGUUGCCCCGAACCAGCGGCCGGACGUUGCCCCGAACCAGCGGCCGGACGUUGCCCCGAACCAGCGGCCGGACGUUGCCCCGAACCAGCGGCCGGACGUUGCCCCGAAACUGUUACUGAACCAGCAGGAGCCAGACGCCCCAAAGCUGCGCCAAGACGUCCCAAAGCUUCGAAACUUGAAUGAACAGUAAAUUAAUGUUGUUCUUGUUGUUGCAAAACUUUGGGCUUCACUUUAUGCAGAUUUCAGAUCACUGUAUCUUUUUUGUAUUUUGUAGUUUCGUUUAAUUUUGAAUUAAACUUGUAACCACUUGUUCUUUUAGUUUGUUAAAUACAUGCAGAUUAUUCACUCUGUAAUUUUAUAAUAUGUAAAAAGUUGUUUAAACUAUGUUCAGCACUUUAUUAUAAUAUCCUUAUUCUUAAGUUUUUUUAAUAAAGAAUGUCA
Triplophysa dalaica is the source of this 1708-nucleotide messenger RNA. RefSeq lists its product as uncharacterized. The record is from RefSeq and is a predicted model, not a curated record. Lineage: Eukaryota; Metazoa; Chordata; Actinopteri; Cypriniformes; Nemacheilidae. The coding region runs from base 56 to 1450 and encodes 464 amino acids. The transcript has 6 exons.